UGAGCCCGUGCAGACCCUGCCUCUCCCUCCACCCUGAGAAAGAGCCUCCUCGCCCAGGGACCUAUCGCACAAGACCUCCCUGCAGCCUACUCGUGGGUCGGGGUUUCCAUCGCCCAGCAGGCCUGGUUGUCAGGAGCACCUUGAGUGCCCCUCUGAAGAGACCGCACCUUGUAAUCAAAGAACCACGCACUGUGCGUCCCUGAGGCCCUGGAUACUGGAGAACCACACUGCAGCACUUUGCAGAAGGGCUUAGACAGCUACUCCUUGAGGUUGCCCAAAACAGGGACGCUGUUGAGGGACGCUGAGCAGCAUCCGAAGCCUGGGAUUUUUGUGUUGGUGCAUGAGCUCCAACCGCCUCUGCGUCCUCGGACAUCUGUGUUACAGCACAGUCCGGAGAUUGUUCAUCAGCAUGACCCUGAGUCAUGGGUUCCUGGAUUUGUCUCAUGAUCCUCCCACUUUGUUUAAGAGGGGGGAAAAGAAGUUAAUCCAUGUUAGCAUUUCCACCAAAACCCUCCUCCAUGUCUGGCAAUUAAUCAUUACCCUUAACCUUACCCCUAAAUAUUGACCUUAAAGGAGAAAUUUGGCUUACUUAAAAGUGACUCUAGAUCAGCCUAUGCACUUAACAGCGUAGCGUUUUUAUUUAGUAAAAAGUAUACGGAGUGUCAUCCUGAGAAAACAAAUUAAUCAAUGGAAGCUACCCCUCAAGGAAUUGGCAGUAUUAUGUAGUGGGGGAUAUUGUGUAUGUCAACACUAAAAUCAACAAAAGGAGAUGACUAGAGAAGCCAUUUUAAUUGUCCCUGUACUAGAGCUGAUUGAGGGCUGGCUUUACAGGUAUCAGAGAGUGGCCAAAGGGCAAAGGAAAGAGAAUCACUUUCUGCCUGAGGAGACCUGGCUGGCAUCACCCCAACCUAAGGAGGCAAUGUAUGAAGACAAGCAAGUGUGAGAGUGUGGAUCACAAGUGCCAUGUAAGACAAGUGGGUUCACUGAGAUGGAUCUGUUCAGAAGGCAGCCAGGGGCUGGAGCCUCAAGAAGUUUGAGCAGAGAUACAGAGUCAUAGUGCAAUUAUUAGUGCAGCUACAAAAGCUCAGAAAAAGCUGAGGAAAUGUCCUGUGCUGGGCUCCACAGGGCUCUGAAGAGAUAAAGUGGAGCCAUCCACCUGACUGAGGCUGACAAUCUGCCCUUCAACCAUAUUUGAACUAGAGAGAGGGAGGCUGAAAUGUGUUGAAGUGGAGUACAGUAACUUGACACCAUGAAGGAUCCCCUAAGCAAGUCUGGCUUUGAAACCUGAGGCACUUCAGAUAAUUUGUGGAUAUCUGCAAUGUUACCAGUCACAGGAAUGUGAGGUGCAGGAGAACAGGAAGCCAGCCAGCGAGUUCACCUCCCACCAUCAGCACCUCUUAUGAUGCACAGUGUACAGCGGGCUCACAAACACUCAAGAGAGGAAGAGAGAAGGAAGAUGUGUACUUGCCAGAUAAACUGCAGGAUGGAGGGGCUACUGCAUUACAUCAACCCAGCACACGCCAUCUCUCUGCUCAGCGCCCUCAAUGAGGAGCGCCUCAAGGGACAGCUGUGUGAUGUACUCCUGAUUGUUGGGGACCAGAAGUUCCGAGCUCAUAAGAACGUCUUGGCUGCCAGCAGUGAGUACUUCCAGAGUUUAUUCACGAAUAAGGAGAACGAGUCACAGACUGUCUUUCAGCUGGACUUCUGUGAGCCUGAUGCUUUUGACAACGUUCUGAACUACAUUUACUCUUCCUCCCUUUUUGUGGAGAAGGGCAGCCUUGCUGCUGUGCAGGAGCUGGGGUAUAGCCUUGGUAUCUCCUUCUUGACCAACAUCGUUGCCAAAGCCCCUCAGGCUCCUUUCCCAGCCUGUCCCAACAGGAAAAGAGUGUCUACAGAAGAUGAUGAGACCAGCUCUCAGAAACGAAGUGUCAUCGUGUGUCAGGGCAGAAGUGAAGUGCCAGGGAAAGCCAGUGGGCCGGCUGUGCAGGACCUGAGCCAUGCUGCCCUGGUCUCGCCAAGUGGUGCAGUCAAGACCAGCACCAAUAAGCCACCUGUGGCCAAGCCGCCAGAACAGCUUCACAGUCUGUCUUUAGCUGAAAAGAAUUGGCCGAAGGAUAGUGCUACCAUAUAUGCACAGUCUCUGGAACAGCCUGGGGCUUUGGAUGAUCCUAACAGGGGCAGUUUGGUUAAGAGAAAUGCAGUCCUACCCCCAAAGCCUUCACAAGACAGGGAGGCCACGGACGAUAAGCCAGGGGUAAGCAGCCAGCUACCCAAGGGGAAAGCUAUAGAGCUGGCUCUGAAGAGACCACGGCCACCUGUUCUGUCUCUUCGUAGCUCAUCAGAGACUCCAUAUCUCUUAAAAGAAACUAGCAAAGGAGGCAGUCAGGGGGAGGAUAGGAACUUGCUCUACUACUCUAAACUAGGCCUGGUGGUUCCAUCCAGCGGGCCUGCUUCUGCAAAUCAGAGCAUUGACAGAAGUGGCCCAUUAGUGAAAAGCCUCCUCAGGCGUUCACUGUCUAUGGACAGCCAGGUUCCUGUCUACUCCCCCUCCAUAGACUUGAAGUCAUCCCAGGGAUCAUCCACAGCAGCAAAUGAGGCACCAGGCAGUGUGUUCUGUGCAAUGUCUCAGAAGUCAUCUUUAAAAGAUGGCAGUGAAAAAAAAGCCCUGGAUGACAGGCCUCAAGUACUACAGCCUCAUCGCCUCAGGUCCUUUAGUGCUUCACAGUCGACAGACAGGGAGGGGACCUCCCCUAUGACUGAGGUGCGCAUUAAGACUGAGCCUAGCAGCCCUCUUUCGGACCCCUCAGACAUCAUCCGGGUCACCGUGGGAGAUGCAGCAACAACUACGAGAGACCUGCCCCUCAAAACAGAGGAAGACCAGAGGGACAUAAGCAGACUCCCAGCAAAGAGAAGGUUCCAGGCAGACAGAAGGUCACCCUUGAAGAAGGCAAGGGCAAAUGAGCUUGGGCCUUCUGUCUCAGAAGAGAACUGUGAGGCGGGCAGGAGCCCUCCUUCCCUUGACAGCAACUUCCCAGAUUCUGAAUUAAACAGAGAGGAGUUUGGUGAGUUGGAGGGGACGAGACCAAACAAAAAAUUUAAAUGCAAACAUUGCCUUAAGAUUUUUAGAUCAACCGCGGGUCUUCACCGCCAUGUUAACAUGUACCAUAACCCAGAGAAGCCUUACGCUUGUGACAUCUGUCACAAGAGGUUUCAUACCAACUUCAAGGUGUGGACACACUGUCAGACCCAACACGGCAUAGUGAAGAACCCAUCGCCAGCCUCUAGUUCCCAUGCAGUUUUGGAUGAGAAAUUCCAAAGAAAACUGAUUGACAUAGUGAGAGAGAGGGAGAUUAAGAAGGCCCUGAUCAUUAAGCUGAGGCGCAGCAAGCCUGGCUUCCAGGGACAGAGUAGUUCCCCAGCACAGCAAGUCAUCAAGAGGAACUUGCGCUCCCGAGCCAAAGGGGCCUACAUUUGUGCCUACUGUGGCAAGGCAUACCGCUUUCUCUCUCAGUUUAAGCAGCACAUAAAGAUGCACCCGGGAGAGAGGCCCCUCGGAGUGAGCAGAGCUGCUAAGCCGAAAGAGCGGGCUCUGGCACGCGCGGUAGAGAGCAAGGAGGUUUACCCGUGCCGCCUCUGUAAUGCUAAGCUCUCUUCUCUUCUAGAGCAAGGCAACCACGAGCGCUUGUGCCGGAACGCCACCGUUUGUCCUUACUGCAGCCUCAGGUUCUUCUCCCCGGCGCUGAAGCAGGAGCAUGAGGACAGGUGUGAGUACAAAAAGCUGACCUGCCUGGAGUGCAUGCGCACCUUCAAGUCUUCCUUCAGCAUCUGGCGGCACCAGGUGGAAGUGCACAACCAGAACAACAUGGCUUCAGCAGAGAACCUCUCCCUGCCCACCCUGGACCACAACGGUGAAGUGGCAGCUGCUUCCAGGCCUCAGGCUGAGCCUAGCAAGGUAAACCACGUGGUUGCUCCAAAAGAGGACACAGUGUUUAGUGACUCUUCAGAGCAAGUGAACUUCGAUUCUGAGGAUUCCUCCUGCCUCCCUGAAGACUUGAGUCUUUCAAAGCAACUGAAAGUCCAAGUCAAAGAGGAGCCUGUGGAGGAGGCUGAGGAGGAGGCUCCUGAGGCCAGUGCAGCUCCCAGGGAGGCUGGUCCCAGCAAGGAGGCUGGUCUGUGGCCCUGCGAGAAAUGUGGAAAGAUGUUCACGGCACACAAGCAGCUGGAGCGACACCAGGAGCUGCUGUGUUCCGUGAAGCCCUUCAUCUGCCACGUGUGCCACAAAGCCUUCCGUACCAACUUCCGGCUCUGGAGUCAUUUCCAGUCCCACAUGUCUCAGGCCACAGAUGAGCCUGCACAGAAAGAGGCUGAGGUGUGUCCUGUGCCCACAAAUUCCCCCUCACCACCACCUCUGCCACCUCCACCACCCUUGCCCAAGAUCCAGCCCCUGGAGCCCGACAGCCCCACAGGCCUUCCUGAGAACCCGACCCCAGCCACAGAGAAGCUGUUUGCCCCCCAGGAGUCAGAUACCCUCUUCUACCACGCCCCUCCCCUUUCAGCAAUCACAUUCAAAAGACAGUUUAUGUGCAAACUCUGCCAUAGGACAUUCAAGACCGCCUUUAGUCUUUGGAGUCACGAGCAGACACACAAUUAAAUGACCUACCCCUCUCACCUGUCACAAAACAGCAGGCCCUUGACUUGUGAACUGUGUCCUAAGACAACAUUUUUUUUAAAAAAUAAUAAAGGUUGGAAAUUGUUAUGUUUGAAUUUUAGGUUUGGGAUAAAUUGAUAUUGGCUAGGAAUGUCCUUACAGCUUCAGAAACAAACUCAGAAAUAUACUGGUUUUGGACCUCAGCAAGCAGGGGUUUGAUUCUGUUACUGUUGAAGUUGAGUUAAUGUUGGUGAAUUGCAUGGUUCCUCAUUCCAAGGCGUCACAAUAAUUACUUGAUUGAGGUUUUUGUUUUCUGGGUAGUGGGAUAUUAGGGUAUUGUUGGGUUUUUGGUUUGGGGUUUUUUUAAAUUUAUUAUUAUUUCAGACACCUAAGUUUGAGGUAACCCUUAGCCAUGUUUGUCAGGCCAAAAACAUGAGGAAAAAAGGGAGUCACUUGCAGUAUUGAGUUAGAUUUUAGAAUACCUUAGCAAUAAGAAAAAACAAAUCCAACUUUAAUAAAUUAUCCUGACACUUGAUAAGACAAAUAUUUGGUAUUUUAUGGUCCUAUGAAACUUUCUUUUUGUAUGAAAAUUGUGAGAAUUUAAAUCAGCAAUAGUCACACUUAGAUUUUUUAAUCAAACAACGAGCUAUUAAUCACUUCGUAUAAUCAGUGAUGGCCAUGUGCUAAGGAAGACAGAAGUGGAAAGAAACAUGUUUGUGGAGUGCUCAACAGUCAGUAUCAACAGAUAAGUUGUGAAAGCCACUGAACUCUGUGGUACGCCUUCCACAUCAUAACAGCUUUCAACUGGCACUCCAGAGCCCACAGUGUUUGGUCUCUGCCAGCUUGAAACUCAGGUGUCAUUGGGAUAAGCAGUGCCAGCAUGAGGUUAGCAGACACAGCCUCACCACAUCCUAGACCACCAUUCCUUCUAGGGGCUUCAGAGACUGGAGGAAGUGCCUCGUUGCAGCUUUCAUGCGCUUUCCAAGAACGGUGUGCACAACAUACACACUUCUGUCUGUCUUAUGUGAGGACUUCUGUGGGGGUGUUGAAGUGGAUAACAGUGAAAAUGUCACUAUCUGACAUGCAAAGGUAUAUUAAAGCUCUAGCAAAGGUCCAAAAUUAGUUUUUGCAACUUGAUUUGUUACUUAGGGUUUGGGAUUCUAUUUUUUUUUUUUUUCCUGUUUCUACAUAGGUUCUAAGUAAAAGCCUCUCCUCGGUAGGCAAUAUCCAAAGUUCAGUGGAGUAUUUCAAAAGGCAGAAUUGCAUGACCUAGGGAGGGUCACACCUGGAAAGAAAAUUAGGGGAGCACAAACUCCCUGUUUAGUUUUGCCACAAGCUGUUUCUUCACAUUUUCAAGGUGUGCUCUAGCAGAGACACCACCCGUCUGCUCACCAGCAUUCUACACCCAUGGUAGCAAAGGCAGUCUUUAUGUUGAAGCAAAGAUUUUUUUUUUUAUAAAAUACUAAUUGGCUUUGUAAUUAUGGAAGCUAUAUGUAGAAUUUUGACCUUUAUUCUUUCACUUGAAAAGGCUAUUGAAAAUCCAUUAAUAUGUCUGCAUUUCCUAUUUUGUUCCUUAAAUUUUCAGAGAAGGGAAAUAAAAUUAGGCUGCAGCUACUGAUUCUUGCCAUCUGCUUUUUUGAACUAUGCAUUUUAGAGAUGAACUGAAAGCGCCCACCUUUUAAUGAAUGAAGCUAGUGCCAGGCUAGGUAGCUGUCCACUGAACUCAUUCCCUGUGGUGAGUAUCUAGUCUCUCCCUCUAAACACCUUGGAGUGUCACUUUUUUCAAGACCAUCUCCCUGCAUGGUCAUCUCCUAUGUAGAUACAGAGCGAUAAUCUCCAAACCUGGCAUUGCUAGCUCAGUGCCCAAGGACUUGAACCUAUGCUACAUUUUCGAAUAUUUAUAAAAUAAUAUUGUUGCAGAAAAAAAAAAGAAAAAACUAUUUUUGAUCUCAAUGUAGGGUCUUCAUAUCUGUUAGGUUUUACAAAUUACCAGUGUUUGUCACCUUUUUUGUCUAGGAAUAAAACAUAAGAUUUCAAAUAAAAAUUUGAACCAAAAACA
Messenger RNA from Cricetulus griseus (Chinese hamster), 6707 nucleotides. Lineage: Eukaryota; Metazoa; Chordata; Mammalia; Rodentia; Cricetidae. The record is from RefSeq and is a predicted model, not a curated record.